CAAACUUCCUCUGAAACGGCUACCUAGCGAUGGAGUGGGAGUGCUGAGGUAGUUAGUUAGCCAGGCAGGCAGUGAGUCACAAACAAUUCAGCUGAGUGUUUGAGAGUCCGGUAUUUACUAGAUAGUUAUUUAGCUACGAAACUCACCGACUGCCAGUCUAGCCAAGAAACUGUUAGUUUAGGAGCAUUGCUAAUGCUAGCUAGCUAGUUAACUUAGUUCUUACGGCACAAACCCCUCAACUUGUCAACUCAACUGGCUAGCUAGUAAGGAUUUAACGUUAGCUAGCUCACUAAAGUAAGGGAUAGUGUGUUUUUCCCACACUGUGGGCCACAGUCUACAACUUGUAUUUGCCUGCCUAACAAUAUUGCAGUCAUGUCCGCGGCAGGAGACUUCGGAAACCCUCUAAGGAAAUUUAAAUUGGUCUUUCUUGGCGAACAGAGCGGUAAGUGAACACUGUGUGGGGUAACGACUAACGUGUUGUGGUCAUCAUCAGUUUAGCUAUUAACUGGCUAACUAGCUAAUGCCAGCUCUCUUCAAUCAUCCUGGGCGAGUUCCUUAGUUUUAAUCGAUAUCCACCGACAGCCAUAAUAACGAGACCAUGGCGAUUAAAUUAUCUAAAUAGCUACGAUUAGUGAUAUUGAACCUAUCGGUGAUAUCAAGUGUUUAGCUACUUCGUUGCUACCCUAGCUAGCUAACUAGUUAUUUAACGACCGUUAACUAAGCUAGCAAGCUGUUGGGUGACGAGUUGUUUCUAGUUCACCCAGUCAGUCAGGUCAGCAGUCGAGUUGUAACGACGUUAACUAAAAUAAAUCGAAACACUACGUUAACUAGCUAUCCAGUUGCUACAUACUACUAGAAUAUAACCCGUUAUGGUAGGUUGGUAUAACUAUGGCAUACUAUGUUUAGGUUAUCUAGGUUUGAUGUAUCUCAUUCACAAUCAACUAUGGUCGGUGUUGAUUGAACAGUCAGAAAUUUCAGAUUUGUCUUUGGUGUUGUUCAGAGCAGUUGUCAAGUUUUCGGUGCUAACGUUAGCCAUCUGUCGUUACUCUGGCCAAAUACAGCCUCUGUGUCAAGAAAGAUGUCGCAUUGUACGUCAAACCAAAGCGUCAGUAUCAAUGCGUGGGCGCUUUGCCAAUGUUUAUUAAUGUCUUUAUGCUAACGUUAUAUGGUUGAUUUAUAGACUCAUGCCUGCCAGCCAGCACUGUCUUCUUCUCUCGUGGAGAGUUGGCACUUCAUGUUGUACAUUUCAACAGAUUUCUGUUCUCAUGAUGUGGUGGCAAUUCUGUUUCUCUUUUAAAAAGCAACGGUUCUUAUAAAACCACCUGUUUCUCUGAUUCUGACAACCAGUUGAGCUAUUGUGCUGGAUGGGAUCAGAGAUACCCGUAACCCAACUUUCCCACAACGUAGAUUGCAGACAGAACCACUGAUUUGAGGCCUGUGGUUUUCAGAGCCCCUUUCUUUGCCAGCAUUGUUCAACAUAAGCACUGUGGUGUGCAGGAUAUCACAUCUGUGUCUUCCCUGACUCCAUUCAGGAUGACCACAGGUUUCAGCCCUCUGGAGCUCUCACCGCAAUCAAACAGCUCCUACUUAACUCUAGAAUUAAGCAAUUAACCUCUCUGUCCAACUUUAGUUGAUUUCUCUGACCUCUAGUUAUUGGAUGGGGGCCCUGUUUCAAUCACAAUUCUUUGUUGAGACACAGAGAAAUAUCGAAUUGAACAGGAACUAGUGUGGUUUGGGGCUUUAGGAUGCAAAUACAGUAGUAUGAUGGAUAUGUCAUAUAACAUUACUGCAUUGAGGAACAGCCAAGGACUGGAAUGAUGCCUUAACCUGGGUUACAGGCCUGAUCUCAGCACUGCUGAGGGGGUGGGAUGGUAUGGCGGUGGCCUGGAAGUCAAUCUGUUCCUUUCAUCGUAUGCAAGCCUAUAAAAUAGUAUAUCCUAUAUACCACUGUCAGCAACAAACAUCCCCCUCCUCUAACCAGAACCAAUGCUACACUUCAAUGAGAUUUAUGUGUGUGUUUGUGCUGCUAACAAACGUGUGUGAUGUUUCUGUUGAGACUGGAGUUAGGGAGGAGUAAUGUGGAGAAUAUACUGCUGUGAUUUAUUUUGCGUUCUGCCCAAGAGGAAUGAAGCCUGACCUCUCACCCCUUCGCAGCCAUUUAUGUAAGCAGGGAUUUCUGCGCUGGUGUGAGAGGUGAACACUGGAUCAGAGUGAAUAACUCCUGCCUUUUCAUGUGCACAAAUUAGGCCUAGUCAGUAUAAAUCCCUCAACGCUGGGAAACACACAAACGACAGACUUAACACUCAUAUGUUUUUGUCUGACAUGUACAACUGUCCAGACUAAUGAAAAUGGGUAUAGAUUUUAAGUGACUUUACUUCUCAGGUGUUUUCGCCAUUAGAUCUUAUCAGUGUAAUUACUAAUUGCAUGUUUGAAAGGACGGCCUGACCCUCCCAAAUUAGGCCUACCCUUCCCUAUAAUUAUGAGAUGUUAAAUCGAGGUCCUGACUCUCUGUGGGCAAGAGUAGGGAGGGAGUGUUUAUCCUGGUUUCUUGGCUGGUUCCCAAUUCCCAACCUGGUCAUCGUAUUACUCUGGCCACCUAAUCAUCCCCAGCUUCCAAAUGUCUCUUUGAGCUACUCAUCUCCCCGAAAACUCUUUCCUAGGCUGUUGCUAAAGUGUUCUCACCUCUUAGACAACUUACCUGGUAAGUAAAAAUAAUGCUAAAAACAAACAGCUCUCUUGCUAGCAGGCAUGUAAGCAUGUUUAUAUUUAUUUAAGGAAUACAAUUUUGUUUUUAGGAAGUGGUGGGCCUCUAAAUUAAACAUUAUUUUGAACUCCGCCCAGGGAAACUGGGAAGGGGGCGGUCUUGAACUCAAACUAGGUUAUGGUUUUCCUCUCAGGAAUAGUAGAGGUGGGCAAUGGAAUCGGUCAAGUCCUACCUUCUAAUUUUAGGGAACACCACAGACGGGUUGGUGAGGGAAGGUGCAAGAAGGAGACUGAAGAAAUUCGUCUUGGUCCCUAAGAACCUCACAAACUUCUACAGAUGCACCAUUGAGAGCAUCCUGUUGGGCUGUAUCGUCACCUGGUACAGCAACUGCACCGUCCACAACCGCAGGGCUCUCCAGAGGGUGGUGCGGUCAGCCCAGCGCAUCACCGGGGUCACACUGCCUGCCCACCAGGACAUCUACAGCACCCGGUGUCACAGGAAAGCCAAGAAAAUCAUCAAGGACCUCAGCCACCCGAGCCAUGCCACGGCCUGUUCACCCUGCUACCAUCUAGAAGCGGAGACAUUACAGGUGCAUCAAAGCUGAGAUGGAGAGACUGAAAAACAGCUUCCAUCUCCAGGCCAUCAGACUGUUAAACAGUCACCACUAGCCGGCCUCCGCCCAGUUCCCUGCCCUGAACUUUAGUCACUGACCGUGUCCGAAUGCCCAUACGUGCGUCCUACACUGUACAAAACAUUAAGAACACCUUCCCAAUAUUGAGUUGCAUUUGCCCUCAGAACAGCCUCAAUUCGUCGGGGCAUGUACUCUACAAGGUGUCGAUUAGCGUUCCACAGGGAUGCUGGCCCACGUGGACUCUUAAUGCUUCCCACAGUUGUGUCAAGUUGGCUGGAUGUCCUUUGGGUGGUGGACCAUUCUUGAUACACACAGGAAACUGUUGAGCGUGAAAAACCUAGCAGUGUUGCAGUUCUUGACACAAACUGGUGUGCCUGGCACCUACUACCAUACCCCGUUCAAAGGCACUUAAAUAUUUUGUCUUGCCCAUUCACCCUCUGAAUGGCACACAUAUACAAUCCAUGUCUCAAGGCUUAAAAAUCAUUCUACCCUGAUUUGAAGUGAAUUUAACAAGUGACAAUAAGGGAUCAUAGCUUUCACCUAGUCUGUCAUGGAAAGAGCAGGUGUUCUUAAUGUUUUGUACUCUCAGUGUAUCUUCUGUAUUCUAGUCGAGGCCUAUUCUAUAUUACUACUGCUGUACACACCUUUGCUAUUCAUAUACUGCCCAUAAUGUUUUUAUACACACCAUCAUAUAUAUUUAUAUCCUGGACUCUGACAUUGCUCGUUCUAUAUUUCUUAAUUCCUUUCUUUGGGGGGGGGGGGGGGGGAUUUGCGUGUUUUGUAUUGUCAGGUAUUACUGCACUGUUACUGCAGCUAGGAACAUAAACAUUUCGCUACACCCGUGAAAACAUCUGCUAAAUAUGUGUAUGCGACCAAUUUUGAUUUGUUUUAAUAUGGGGCUAUGGGGAAAGCUGUACCGUUUGAUUGGGAAUACAUUUCUACCUGUGGCAGCUACAAGGUAUUCUCUGUCAAAUCAUGGCAUGUUCAUUCACUGGUCAGCGUUAGUGGCUCCACAGAAUGAUUUAAAUGUAGCUGGGGGCCUUUGCCAUCUGGCAUUCCUGUCACAAGAAUGUCACUCUUAUCUUCCCUUCCAUACUUAGCCCAUGCUGGGGAUUGGUGUCACGUCCUGCCUUUAAUCUAUGUACACUCAAUGGCACAAGAGCUGCUCCAUUUUCUUGCAUUCAAGGAGAAGUUUUCAGUUUCAAAAGUAGCCAUGUCAUUGGUAUAUUUUAGAGGUCACACACUGGGCAGGUUGACCUCUUCAACUCUUUGUCUGUAUUUAACUUCCAUUGAUGCCCAUUUGAUUGGCUGUUUGCUAUCAGGAAGAGAAUCAGGUAGAACGAGAUUAGGCAUAUUGACUGAGGAAUCAAUUAUUGAAAAGAGUUUGGUCUUUGGCUUGUCAAAAGAGAAGUAUGUAAGACAAUGUCAUGUCUAUUACAUUGAGAUGAAGAGAAUGGAGUGAGAGAAGAUUACAUAAGGCCUCUAGAUCACUCCCUCUGGCCCCAUAACCUAACCUGUGGAUUGGUGUGUCUCAUCAUCCUGAUGAAUGACAGGACCAUAAGGUCAGGCUGAGCCACUGUUUCCCAAUCUCCCCUAGCUAGUAGGCCUAUGAUAUGUAGCAAAAACUAGACCACUGCCUGUCCCUAGUGCUCAAAUCUGGCACACAUUCGUCCCAGUGUUGUUGGUGUAGUGGUGUAUAUAUAUAUAUUGAUGACUCUGAGCAAUCUGUACCAGAGACCUGUGUGUACUGUGAUUCUGAACACUGCUGUGUUAUUGAGAGCUCUGCACAGGAUCCAUGACUUGAGGUCUACCCAGCCAUGAGCAACAGUGAUACAGUGGUAAUAUGAUAGAGGGGUUGGGUGAGAUGUACAGGGAAGGAGUAGGAGGGAGGGGGAGGUUGUACUGGAAAUUAAUACUUGUGCAUUCCACGAUGUGGUAGACUGGAGCAAUGAAACAAAAUGACUGUCUUUGUUUUCCCUGUUUUAAUCCCUCCCUAAUUUCCCUUGAGGUGUUGUCACAUGCCAGUGCAGGGCGAGGGAGAGUGAGAGACAUUCUCAGUAUGCAAAAAUAGAAUGUUUAAUAGUAUGCAACAUUUCGAAAAUCAAGUAUUGUUUAAAUGCCAGUAUGUUAUGUCUGGGUUGGCAUUGAGAAUCUCCCAGCAUUCCUUGGAGGGUUUUUUCAAGUCAAUUCAAAAACCCUUCCGGAUUUCUUAUGUCAUUUUUACUGAUGUUCUCUCCCUUAAAGUGCAGACUCAGCAGACAGCUCCUCAUGGUCUCUUACUCCAGGCCUCUUGGUUGGUUGGAGUCAAGUCAUAAAGUAGUGGUGAGCUGUGGGCUUUGGUUAGAAAACAGAUGGUGCACCUCAGCAAAUUGUCUGAGGAGGAGUUGCUGUGUUCGGAGAAUUGCAGCACCAAAUCAGGCUAGAACAUGUCUUAUGUUAGCUAUGUGAAAUGAGACUCAUUACACGCUGGUCUGGUGAGGCCUCCAGUACUGUGUGUCUGUCUCUGUUUUGUCAGUGCUAUGUGCCAUCACUACUAGUGUUACUUACCCUUCAAGACCAUAAUCAGGGCCAUAGCCAGGGACUGAUGGUAGGGGAGGGGGAGCGGAGUUGAAGAUCAUUUACUGCAUUUCUAUACAAUUUAAAAACUCUAAAAGGCUAUGUGGAGAACAGCAGAAACAAGCCGAAAUGGCCCCAUUUCUUAUCACCUUGGCUGCUGUAGCUUCAUUCACCACAGUCGAUCUACAGACCCAUAGCCUAUUAGCUAUACAAUUAGCCGCUACACGUUAACUCACAUUAACUCAGCACCGGGAUUAAAAACUGUAAUUUCAUACUUACAGAGGGAUCUGUUAGCAGAAAAAGUAUUUUAUAAACAAAAGGUAAACAAAUAUGUUGGCUUUACAGAGCAGUCUUUUGGUGCAGUGUUCCAGCUAAUCUCCUGCAAUUCUACACAUUUUGCCAUUACUUAUGCCAUGUUAAUAUGAAAUCUGAGUGAAAGUGAUUAACAAAAUCAAUAAGCCCCCUGGAGGUCAGGGCCCCUGUUCAUGUGCCCGGCCAGUAAUUCGGCCAUGAUUACUAAAAGUUAAGAUAGCUGUCUAGACUAAUUGAGUGACUGUCAGUGACCACGUUUACAUACACACCAAUAUCCUGUUAUUAUUCGGGAUACUCAAGUACUCUGUUUUUGAGUUGACGCAUAUAAACAUCAUAUCCCGUUUACAAUAACCCAAAAAAGCUUGUAUCCCAUUUAUGAGAAACCCGGAUAAGAUGCCUUGGAUAUGCUGAUCUAAGACGGAUACUGUGGCAUGUAAACAUCUUAUCCUGUUUAAUGUUGUUUUUGCGGUCUGCGCAGGCUCAGUUUCGAAUAUCAUGGGUGUUGUGAUGUUUUCAUCUGAUUGUCAAACAAAUCACUUCAAAAAGUAGGUUACCUGCACAUUUCGCUCCACCAUAAUAAUUCCAUAAUUUAGACUACUAUAAUUAAUUUACUAUAAUUUACUACUGGCUACUUUCACCCCUAAUUUACACAAGUUUCUGCUUAUAAUUUCUGGCAUUUGGUAUGCCAUUUGUUUGUCAACUAUAGUUUGAUACAUGCAGUUUCUCUUCUGUCAUAACUUGUUGCCCAGAAGACUAAAGUAGUGCUCACCAGAAUAAUGUUUUACAUCGAUAGAAGGAAUGCGUUAGUAAUCUAGUUAACACCUGUAAAGUUGUCUGUUUCGUUUAGGAACCGGGGAGAAAACGCAAUAAUGUCCAAAUGUCAUCAGUUUGACCGGUUUUAAGGAAAUGAAAAGCGGAGAAAAUUAUGAAACAUGUUUCUGAUAAGACUUCAGUUAGUCUUGGGUGCAUAUUUUAUGUGGUUAAAAUACUGUCAGCUUGCAUAACAGUGUCAAAGAUAACACAUUACACACGCAUUCACAUUUUCUCAAGAGAUGCUGAAAGAAAGAAAUAAUUUCUCCACUCCUGUUUGUUCUCCGCUAACAUCUGUUGUAUAAUUUCACUGCAAGUUAAUAUUGUAUUACGCUACAUGUGAGAGGUUAUAGGCCUACAGUCAGUGUCCAUAUUUCAGUUACUAUUCCAAUUAAUCCAUAUACUUAAAUGAGGAAUAUUUUGUUUAUUCAUGGUACAGGGAUACUCAUGAGCGGGAUAUCAAAGGUGCAUGUAAACAGCUACUAUAUGAGCUACUAUCCAAAAUACUGUGCACAUGUAAACGGGGUCAUUGAGUGACAUCAAGAGGAAAACUGCAGAUGCACAACCAAUUUUCAAAAUUGCACCUUGUGUAUUCUACUAUUCUAACUCAACAGUAAGUUGAGACCCUGACUGAGUUCCUAAAAAUGUAAUUAAAAAUAAAUCAAAUUCGGAAAAAUUACAGCGAUCCGGAGUUCUGUGUCCUUACGUAGCUAUAUUGGUUCUAACAUGUGUCUUGUGUUUUUCAGUGGGGAAGACUUCAUUGAUUACCAGGUUCAUGUACGACAGCUUCGACAACACCUACCAGGUAAGGCUAGACCACACAGACACCAUUUAAUCUGGAUAUGAUAGUUAGGGCUAGGUUUACUACGCCGUUGGUCUCAAUGCCUAACCCUAGUCCUGGUCCUACAACAGGGUGGGCAGGCAUUUGCUCCAGACCAACACUAACACACUUGAUUCAGCUAGUCUGUCUUUAUGAUUAGCCAAUUGAAUUAGGUCCAUCCCGUGUAGCUCAGUUGGUAGAGCAUGGCGCUUGCAAUGCCAGGGUUGUGGGUUCGAUUCCCACGCAGGGCCAGUAUGAAAAAUAAAUAAUGUAUGCACUAAGUCUGCUAAAUGACUAAUGUAAAUGUCUGUUAGUGCUGGGCUCGACUAGGCAAUAUGUUUGUUGUUCCUUCAUUUCAGUCUAACUACAGUACUAAAGCCUUUCCUUAUCAAUCUACCAUCUUCAUCAUUGUCAGAAACUUUCUCAUUCUUCAUUCUUUCUCAUUUCCAGGCCACAAUAGGAAUAGAUUUCUUGUCAAAAACCAUGUACCUCGAAGACCGAACAGUAAGUUUGACUUUCUUCUUUUUAAAUCGAUCUCUCUUGAAAUUGUCUUAUUCCAUGGAGUGGUAAUAUGCUGAUUAUGAUUGGAAUGAGUUCAUUUAAGUGAGUGUGUUAAUCAUGACUGUGGUGUUAUGUGAUACUUUUACUGAGGAAUGUUAAAUUGCAUUAUGGUGAUUUUUAGAAAAUGUCUCUCUUUGAAAUGUAAAGAUGUACCCAUUCACUGGUACGCACGCACCCCCACCAAAUCACACAGGUCUCUGUCUUUACUGUAUCCUUGCCAACAGUGGUUUCUGGGACUUUGGGGAUGCUGGGUAUCCUGUGUCCUGACUCUGUCUGCUCUAACUGUGUUUUAUCCUGGCCCAGGUUCACACACACAGCACACACACUAGCACCUUAAAGAAGCCGGAGAGCCGCCCUGUCCUGGACUUGGAUCCUGCCUCUUCCCUUUCUUCCAUUUUCCCCAUCUGCUCAUAUUCGGUUCAUUCUGGUUCUGAAAUUCAAUAUCUAGUGUGAAGGAGAGAAGAUCAUCUCAGAAAUGAGGCCUAGUACCCAUGAUUCCCCUGGCCCUCACCAUUCCUCCUAUGGUCACACACUCCCUGCAUGCAACCCUCUUUCUCUCUCUCUCUCUCCCGUUCUUCUCUAUUUCUCUCCCUUUUCUCUCAUUCAGAAGUUGAUUCAAUUUUGAUUUGUUUUAUUUCUUUAUUCUUUUUGGUUUCUUACUUCAUGUUUCCAUUGUUUCUGCGCUCCUUUUGUCUCCUUUUCUUUUCAUCCUUUCUUUUUCCUUUUCUUUUCCUUUAUUUCUCCUCCCAUCCGCCACAGAUCAGGUUGCAGCUGUGGGAUACGGCUGGGCAGGAGCGUUUCCGUAGCCUCAUCCCCAGUUAUAUCCGAGACUCUGCCGCCGCUGUCGUAGUAUACGACAUCACAAGUAGGUACUCCCCUCCGCGCCCCGCCCACUCGACGUGCGUGCGUGACCCCCCCCUCAACCCUCGUCCAGUUCUCCCCUCUCUUACCACCACCUCUUCCUCUCCUCCCCUCUUGCCCCUCUCCUCCAUCUCUCCCCUUCUCCUUCUCUCCCUGUGUGCUGGUGGUAACGUGCUGCUCAGGUGAGACUGCAGCUUUGGGACACAGCCGGCCAGGAGCGCUUCCGGAGUCUGAUCCCUAGCUACAUACGAGACUCCACCGUGGCCGUGGUAGUCUAUGACAUCACAAGUGAGUGCGGUCCCUAUUGAUGGAAAAGUGAUGGAAGGAUACCAAUCAAAACAAAAAAAGAUGUCCUCCUUUUUUGCCGCUGGCUCAAGUCCCUUUUCUAUUUUCUGUUUUUCCAUUCUCCUUUUUUCCCCUACCUGAUGCCUUUUGUCCCCUUUUCAUGUUUGUUGAUGUUUUCCUCCCACUCUUUUUUUGUAUAUGUCCACUUGGGCCACUUCCUUAUUUAGUCUGCUUUUUGCGUGAUUGUAGUCUGUGAACAUUUCUCUGUUUCAGUAUUAAAUAGACAAAUAUUAAUUUGUUCACCAGAAGGGCAAAGCAUUCGGUAGCAUACAUACAACCCAAUUAAAUAUUAGGCUACAGACAAAAUAGCUUUGAAUAGUAAAUAUCAGUCGGUAAAAUCUGUUUAUACUAAAUAGUUUAGUAGUUUCGUAGAUGAUUUCUUGUUUUUUCCAAUAGAGCAAUCUAAUUUCUUUUCAAUCCUUCCCUAUCUUUAUUUCUCUGGACCAGUCUUUCUUGAUCUCUCUUUUUUGGUCAUGUCAACCAUGACUUCUUAGGUUUGUUGUUCACCCAUAUACAAAACAAUGAAGUGUCUUAUUUAGUUUCAUUAGAAAUAAUUGGUAUCGGCAGCUUUGAUGUUGCUUCAGGGGCCUAUUUUGCCUGAUUAUUAAAUAACAAUGUUCAGUUUUCACAUGUGUCUCUGCUACCAUGUGUGUAUGUGUUAGGUGAUUGGCCAUUAGGGGGAGAUAAAAGCAGACAUGGCUCUGCAGCAGGGCUAGAGGACAUCUAUUUAACUGGCUCUCUGGGGAGGAAGUCUGACUGUCACUUCAGAAAAACGGACACCACUUCCAGCUGGAUAGACCGUUAAAUACAUAUAUACAGUCGUGGUCAAACGUUUUGAGAAUGACACAAAUACUAAUAUUCACAAAGUCUGCUGCCUCAGUUUUGAUGAUGGCAAUUUGCAUAUACUCCAGAAUGUCAUGAAGAGUGAUCAGAUGAAUUGCAAUUAAUUGCAAAGUCCCUCUUUGCCAUGAAAAUGAACUUAAUCCCCAAAAAACAUUUCCACUGCAUUUCAGCCCUGCCACAAAAGGACCAGCUGCCAUCAUGUCAGUGAUUCUCUCGUUAACACAGGUGAGAGUGUUGACGAGGACAAGGCUGGAGAUCACUCUGUCAUGCUGAUUGAGUUAGAAUAACAGACUGGAAGCUUUAAAAGGAGGGUGGUGCUUGAAAUCAUUGUUCUUCCUCUGUUAACCAUGGUUACCUGCAAGGAAACACGUGCCGUCAUCAUUGCUUUGCACAAAAAGGGCUUCACAGGCAAGGAUAUUGCUGCUAGUAAGAUUGCACCUAAAUCAACCAUUUAUCGGAUCAUCAAGAACUUCAAGGAGAGAGGUUCAAUUGUUGUGAAGAAGGCGUCAGGGCGCCCAAGACAGUCCAGCAAGCGCCAGGACCGUCUCCUAAAGUUGAUUCAGCCGUGGGAUCGGUGCACCACCAGUGCAGAGCUUGCUCAGGAUUGGCAGCAGGCAGAUGUGAGUGCAUCUGCACGCACAGUGAGGCGAAGACUUUUGGAGGAUGGCCUGGUGUCAAGAAGGGCAGCAAAGAAGCCACUUCUCUCCAGGAAAAACAUCAGGGACAGACUGAUAUUCUGCAAAAGGUACAGGGAUUGGACUGCUGAGGACUGGGGUAAAGUCAUUUUCUCUGAAUCCCCUUUCCGAUUGUUUGGGGCAUCCGGAAAACACCUUGUCUGGAGAAGACAACUACCUCAACUAGCCGGUGCCCCAGCACAUUGACUCUGCAGCGGUAGCCCCCUGUAUAUAGCCUCGCUACCAUCAGUCCUGUGUCAUGCCAACAGUAAAGCAUCCUGAGACCAUUCAUUUGUGGGGUUGCUUCUCAGCCAAGGGAGUGGGCUCACUCUCACAAUUUUGCCUAAGAACAUAGCCAUGAAUAAAGAAUGGUACCAACACAUCCUCCGAGAGCAACUUCUCCCAACCAUCCAAGAACAGUUUGGUGACGACCAAUGCCUUUUCCAGCAUGAUUGAGCACCUUGCCAUAAGGCAAAAGUGAUAACUAAGUGGCUCGGGGAACAAAACAUCGACAUUUUGAGUCCAUGGCCAGGAAACUCCCCAGACCUUAAUCCCACUUGUGGUCGAUCCUCAAGAGGCGGGUGGACAAACAAAAACCCACAAAUUCUGACAAACUCCAAGCAUUGAUUAUGCAAGAAUGGGCUGCCAUCAGUCAGGAUGUGGCCCAGAAGUUAAUUGACAGCAUGCCAGGGCGGAUUGCAGAGGUCUUGACAAAGAAGGGUCAACACUGCAAAUAUUGACUCUUUGCAUAAACUUAAUGUAAUUGUCAAUAAAAGCCUUUGACACUUAUGGAAUGCUUGCAAUUAUACUUCAGUAUACCAUAGGAACAUCUGACAAAAAUAUCUCAUAACACUGAAGCAGCGAACUUUGUGAAGACCAAUACUUCAAAUCAAAUUUUAAUGGCCACAUGCGCCAAAUACAACAGUGAAAUGCUUACUUACAGCCCUUAACCAACAGUGCAUAUAUCUUUUUAAUAAAAAAGUAAAAUAACAAAAAAGUGUUGAGAGAGAAAAAAAGAGCAGAAGUAAAAUAAAAUAACAGUAGGGAGGCUAUAUAUACAGGGGGGUACCGCUGCAGAGUCAAUGUGCUGGGGCACCGGCUAGUUGAGGUAGUUGAAGUAAUAUGUACAUGUGGGUAGAGUUAAAGUGACUAUGCAUAAAUAAUUAACAAUACUUGUGUCAUUCUCAACUUUUGACCACGACUGUACAGUCUAUGUCCCUCAAACUCAACUCUGGACCUUGAAGCCAGUUCCACUGCAUCUUUUCAUUGUUCCCCUCUAAUCAGGGACUGAUUUAGCCCUGGGACACCAGGUGUGUGCAAUUAAUUAUCAGGUAGAACAGAACCAGCAGGCUCCGGACCUCGUAGGGUAAGAGUUGAGUACCCCUGGUCUGUGGGAUAAACAGAUAGACAGGAAGGCAGAAUACAAGGAAAUGGAUAGAUAACAUAGUAGCCUAGAUGGAUGGAUGGUGUAGUGGCUAAAUUGUCCAAUUUAAUUGUACCAAAACAAUUUCCACAGUGGAGAGUGGUGAAAUGUUAGUCUUGACGCAUACAAAUCCAAUGUCCAGAGUGAUUCAAGUUGAAAAAUAAUCGUCAAUUAAUUUUUCGUUCUUCUGUUUACAAAAUGUAAAGAAAAAUCUAACAAAACGAAUUCUGAUCAUUCAAACUAAAGAAACAAAUAGCAUGGUCUGGUAUGGUCAAAAGUCUGCUGCCGUUCCAGUCAAUCCCAGUAAGCCUUGGAGUCUGUAGGCCUUUUAACUGUAUUCUCCAUCAGCCUGUCGAGUGGGGUACACACACUUGACAUGGGAUUAGUGGCAAACACACACAACUGAAAUUCCUUAUGAAUUUGAAACAUAAAAAUGUACAAUAUAACCUAUUUGGCUCCUACAUAUGGAUAAAUAGAUAGGACAUGGGAGCUGGAUUUACUUAGUUUAAUGAUCUUACUUGUUGUUACAUUCUCUGUAUAUUUGUUACUGUCUCUGUCAUUCUGCUCAUCACCACAAUUCAGUACUCGUCACAACCUGAAUAGAGAUGAACAUGUAUUCUCUGAUCUCUCUCUCUCUCUCUCUGCCCUACUCCCCUCCCUCCCUCCUCCUGUGUCAGAUGUCAACUCUUUCCAGCAAACCACAAAAUGGAUUGAUGACGUCAGAACGGAGAGAGGAAGUGAUGUCAUCAUCAUGCUGGUGGGAAACAAGACGGACCUUGCAGACAAAAGGUGUGAGUGACGUAAUAACUGAAGGCUAAAGUCAGUAAGCCUGUAGAGCUCUUCAGUCCUCCUCAGACCAGGGGCCUCAUAAUAAUUGAGUCAAUUUUACACUAAAUAUCUGUGUGAGCCAUUUCUGAAAAGACUGCGCACGCACAAAUAUAGAGAUGUAUAAACUUGGUGCAUGCCAUACAUGCAUACGCAUGUUUCCCGUUAUAAAUCAGACCUCUCGUAAAACUGCACGCCUGAAAAAUGCCCUUCAUUCACCUUUUAUGGUGACGAUAACGCCCUUAUUUGCUGUAUACUGUAGAAGUAUUGGAAUUAGGCCAAGAUGGCCUCUAAAGGAAAUAACAAUGGCGAAAUUGAUCAAAUGUCUUUGGCGGUGUUGAUAGGCUAUAGCAAAUGUCAAUGCAAAAGAAAACAUCCUAUCUGACCGUUUCUGAAAGACAAAAGCAAUUGCAAGUUGUGGACCUGUAAACUGAUCGUUUCCAUGUCCAUUUCCUGCAAUGAUCAUGGAAAUGAAAUAAAUAAUAGGAAAUAGAUGCCUAUUUCGAAUUAUUUUAGAAUGCAAAGAUAAAAUACAUUUAUUUUCGCUUUUACAUUUUAGUCAUUUAGCAGACACUCUUAUCCAGAGCGACUUACUGUUAGUGAGUGCAUACAUUUUUCAUACUGGCCCCCCGUGGGAAUCGAACCCACAACCCUGGCGUUGCAAGCGCCAUGCUCUACCAACUGAGCUGGAUCUUAUUAUAUUCAGCUAACUUUUUUUUUGUUAUUAUUAAUGUAUCAUAUAUUCCUGCACAAGGCUUCUAGGCUACUUUUGCCUUCUUGCAAUGCAAUACUUCAACCAGUGGAAACUGUGCGUACGCAUAGUCUAAAGUUUGCGGGAGGAUAAGCACAUUCUCACGUUCAGUUUUUAUAAAUGCCAUCUUUUGCGUGAGAACCGGCACACACAUUUUUUUAGGGCAUAUUUUGUGCUUAUGCAACAUUUUAUAAAUGAGGCCCCAGGUCCUGGAGGGCUCUCUCCAUUGGAGCAUACUAAUGAAUCCACUGAUUGUAACUGUAGAGAGAUUUAAGACUGUCUGAGACCUUUAGGCUCUCCUGUGUUGAGUGGGAAACACUGCUGUCUAGGUACGGCUGAGCAGGGACUUGUUGGCCAUAACAAGGGAUCCAACCUCUUCCUUUGAUACAGGCCCUAUAGAGACUGAUCUGUCAGGGGUUGAAUAGACCACACAGAGACUCUUUUGAGAUUAGCAUGACCUAGAUAUAUUAGAAUUAUUCAGAGAUUCAACUGAUCAUAGCAUGUCUUAUCCAUUUGUGUGUUCAAACAAUUGUGAUAGCCAAACCGCUCCUUUUUAUUUUAACACAUGGUUUGCCACUAUAACCCCCAAUGCUUUUCGCCUUAAAACAACUGCUUUGAAUUACUAUUCCCAUUUUUUAUUUUUAUUGAUUGCUGUCCUGCUGUGUUGUAUUAUUGGCAUGCUGUGUCUAUAUGAACUGACCGUAUGCUGUUGCUGUGCAUAUUUAACCCUCUUAUCUACCACAGGCAAGUUGCUAUUGAAGAGGGUGAGAGGAAGGCCAAAGAGCUAAAUGUAAUGUUUAUUGAGACUAGUGCUAAAGCAGGUUACAACGUCAAGCAGGUGAGUUUGUGACUGAGUCGUGCUCUCCGUCCAUGCUUCCACUGCUGCUGCCUCGGCUCACCGUCGAAAGGUCACCCAUUAUAGUCAGAGUUCAGGGGUUAAGGGUCAAAUGCUACAGUAAUGAUGGAUGGGUAGGUUUAGUUUAGCCCAAUCCUUAUAUGGAAUAUGUAAGGUCAUUAGCAUUUGUGAAAUGGCUCGCACAGGCACACCAUUCUAUAAUACCCAUUGAUUGAUAAUUUUAGAUUUAAGCGCCUUUCAUUUGUAUCCUAUAUGGUGUAUUGAACCAGGAGCUGAGGUGGUACUCUGAGGUGUUGAGAGAUGAAGUAGGAGCUGUGUGGGCACUUUUCGACGGAGCAGAGGUUGCAGGAGGAGAAGCAGCAGGAGGAGACACGGCAUGUUCAUCCUUCACUUCAUGAUGUUCACCUUCUCUUUUUCAUGUGUUUGUGUACAUCUGGUGUGUGUGUCUGUGUCGUGUGUCAUCGCAGACAGAUAACCACAGAAGAAGGGGAACAGAGAGCCAAAGAGCUGAAUGUUAUUUUUAUUGAAACAAGUGCAAAGACAGGCUACAAUGUCAAACAGGUAGAGCGCAGCGUGUGUGUGAUGUGUGCAGUGCUCACGCGUUCUUCUGACAGCUUCUCUCUCAUGUGUGCGCGUGCAUAUCACCAUGCGUGUGUUGAACGCUGGCUUGCAUUUACACUAAAUGGGGUCCUUGGAUAUGUCUCAGAACUCCUGCCUACCAAUCUCAUGUCAGUCAUAAUAACCAAAGACCAGAGGGUUCUUUGCACCCUGGGACAGACCAUCCACUGCCCUUUAGAGGUGUGGGCUCAGAGUUGGUCUGCUGGGUGGGACAGAGUUUUUAGACUUGUAAUCCACACCCCAGGUUUGAUUUGAAGUGAUUUCUCUGACCAAUAUCAAAUUAUUAUAUUUAAUGCAUUAUCUGCAUGAUCUUGAACUCCUCCUCUCCAGCAGGUUCAUUUAUUGGAUGGUAUUCUACCUCCUUUUAGGAGGAUAUGUAUAUGAUUACUGCUGUCUACCUUAAACCAAUUAAUGAACAAAGCUUGAAUCAGUCUGGAUACUAUCUUAAGCAUUGGGUUUCGUGAGCUCUACAGUAGGUUUGUGUGGAAGGCACGCUGUACAGAUCAUUUAUGAAAGAGGCCUUUGUUCAAACCCUCAGGCAAGUGAACAUAUUAUUAAAGCAAGCAGCGUACAUGAGGAGCAGUUUCCCCUGCUCAAACCAACUAAGAUAAAAGAAUGAGCUCUGAUUUACUGAUUAGAAUCAUAGAUGAUUGACCUAUCAAACGCACACAGAUUCUAUGGGCUCUCCUUUCUCAUGGUGUCUGCCUCUGGACAGGUGAACCUUACAGUGUGCCUGUUUUAAUGCUUCCAAUGACGAUGUAUUAAGAAGACCGAAAGCCCACAGAGCUGCCCUGCCCUCUCUGUGGAUGGCAGGCCACAUGUCAGGGCAGGAUGUCUGGAAUGGUCUGACUCUGACAGACAAGGUCUGUUCUCUCUCCUGCAGCUGUUCCGGCGCGUGGCUGCUGCCCUCCCUGGCAUGGAGAGCACACAGGACAAGAGCAGAGAAGACAGUAUCCUUACUCUACACAGACACACGUGUGUAUGACUACACAUGUUUUUCAGUGGCAAUAGUAGUUAUAAAUGCUUACAGAUUGUACUCAAACAUUUAGAGACACCUAUUGGCUAGCUUGUAAACCUAUUGACACAUAUUGAGAAGAUGGGAAGUGUUUGAAAGGACUUCAUGUGUUCCUGUCUGACCUCUCUGAGUUGGUCCUUAACCCCUCCUCCCCCAGUGAUUGACAUAAAGCUGGAGAAGCCCCCAGAACAGCCCGUCAGCGAAGGAGGCUGCUCCUGCUAACUCCUGCUAACUCCAGCCUCCGUUUAUCACGCUCUUCCCAUCCCUCUGUUUCUCUCUCUCUCCUGCGCUUUGUUCUUGAUCUUUCUCGCCCUGGCUUAUUCACUCCCCCUAUUGGCCUCUAUACUGUACCUUUCCUCUCUGCUUCACUGCGCUCCCUCUCUGAACUCCUUGAUUCCUAACUCCUUCACCGCAGCCUGAAAGAGAAGAACACUACCUGUCCAUCAUCCUUGUUGUCGUGGAAACCUGCUCUCUCGCUGAGAUGACCUUAAGCUUAACAAGCAAAAAGUGGAUGUGAAUGCUAUUAUAUUUCAUUUGAACUUUCACUCUACUUUGGCAAUCAAAAAGGAAAUUAUUUAUUGUUAAAAAAUAUUCAAGCACUGUAUCCUGUUUUUCUGUAAAAUGCCAUGCAAGUGACUCGUUCCUACGUCAUACUUCCGUGUUCAUAUCCCUGGUCUUUUACAUGGGCUUCAAGAUAAUAUCUUCAUAUUUAUGAAAACACGGAUAUAUUAGGCUUUGUGGAUGAAAUUAAUUCUGCCAGAUGCCUUUUAUGACAUUUUUGAAGAUUGAAGACUAUUUAAAAGGCCUAGAAAAGUUCAAAAACUACAAGGUUACUUGCUGCGUCACUUGCAUGGGUAUACUCUGUGGAAAUGGUUGGUUGGACAGUUGUCAAAAAUGAUGGCAGCAUGUGCGGAACCUAGACUUCAGUCAUGGAUACUGAGUGGAAUUUUUCUGCCAUAAAUGGGUUCUGAAUGGAUUAUUACAGCUCAGCAGCCCCCAAGAAUAUCACUCACUCAGUGACAGGUAAAAGUUGAGCAUACCAACCUUUCCUUUUUUUGCCGGUCCCACCACAGAGUAGCCACACAGUGUCACUCCACAGAAGCAUGGUAUGACAACACAAUGUAGGGAAACUACAAGAACUCACACACACACAGCAUCAUGACACAGUCCCACCACAAUAACGUAAAGUAACAACAAUAAAACACAAGGGCAGUCUCACUACCACAACACGACCGUCCUUAAUUUCUCCCAUUGUCCUCACAAAUGAAUAAAAACUAUCUUCAUCUUGGCUGCCAUUUUCUAUUAUAUCUCUUGCUUAGAUCUUUACUUUUUUGUAAAGAGUACAAUUAUUAUCAUAGAUGAAAAGAUAUUGCUUUGGAGAACGGUAGUGUUUGUGAAAUGAUUUUAGAAUGUUGAGAAGUAUAUUCAACACAAACCCAACUUUGUUAGAUAUGCAGACAUGCCUUUUUAACAGUUAAUUGUAGAGGGCUUCCAUGGUUUUGGGAUUUCCUGGCUUUGUUCGGUUUGGUUUAAUGUUAUAUCGACACUUUAGAGGUAUAAUUUUUAAUUUUUUGGUUUUGAUCUUUUGUUAAUGAGAAUUAUCGUACAUGUUCAUUCAGUCCACAAUGACUUGUAAUAUGUAUUUAUACUGGAUCAUGUUUCUUUGUUAUUACUGUUAAUACUAUCAUUCUUGGGAUGAUCCCUAAAUGGCUAAUAGAGUAUUUUGUCAACCACCUGAUUUU
This is a messenger RNA of Coregonus sp. 'balchen', 18347 nucleotides long. NCBI's taxonomy places the organism in Eukaryota, Metazoa, Chordata, Actinopteri, Salmoniformes, Salmonidae. The record is from the annotation of a GenBank genome assembly.